CUUGAUCUUGCUAUUAUAUAUAGCCCCCACCAAGAGAUCAAGAGCAACAUAACCAAAGGGAAAGAAAAAAAAAAGAUCAUCGCGAGAGAAAUGGAAUUCUAUUGCAAUGACUUCAAGGUAGGGAAAUGCCAAGGACAGAAGGUGGUGGAUGGUGAGACCAUGCCACUUGUGUUGCAACCUUCAGAACCUCACAAAGCUGGCUUAGACUCACUUCUGGAGGCUCUCGAGAGGAACAAGGACUGGUUUGAGGAAAUGAUCAUCAAAAACAGUGCUGUUCUGCUUCGAGGUUUCGAUGUGAAGAAAGCUGAGGAUUUUAAUGAUAUAGUUGAAACCUGCGGCUGGGAUGAUAUUCGUUACGUAGGGCCUGCUCCAAGGACACACAUUUAUAAACGAGUAUGGACUGCUAAUGAAGGACCACUGUCUGAGUUCAUUUACUACCACCAUGAGAUGGUUUUGAUAAAAGAAUUUCCCAAGAAGGUUGUGCUUUUCUGUCAGAUCCCACCACCAGAGGGAGGACAGACACCCUUUGUUCCUAGCUUCAAAGUUACAGAAAGGAUGCUAGAGGAGUUCCCUCAAGAAGUGGAAGAAAUUGACGCAAAAGGGCUCAAGUACACAUUCACAGCUCUUAGCAACAAUGAUACAUCAUCCAUGAGGGGCAGAGGCUGGGAGGAUGCAUUUGGAACAUCAGACCGUGCUGAGGCUGAGAGAAGGGCAAAGGCUCUAGGGAUGGAUAUGGAGUGGUUGCCCAAUGGAGGUGUGAAGACAAUUCUGGGUCCAAGGCCAUUAACAACGGUGUUCGAGGGAAGAAAAGGAAGGAGGAUGUGGUUCAACACGGUAGUUGGGAUGCAUGGAAAGGAGCUGAGCUCAGCUUUGAUGGCAGAUGGAACUGAAGUACCAGAAAAAUUUGUGAAGAGAUGUGAUCAAAUCAUUGAAGAAGAGAGCAUCCAAUUCAAGUGGGAAGCAGGUGAUGUCCUUUUUCUUGAUAAUUAUGCUUUGCUUCAUGGAAGAAGGCCUUCUUUGCCUCCCAGAAAAGUCCUUGUUGCCACAUGCAAGUAGUAGAGCUUCAAUUUGGCUGCCACAACCAGAGAUGUGCUAAACCUCAUGUCUAUGUACACUUAAUUGGAAAGAAUAAAAUGUGGGAGUGAAUAAAAUGUAAAGAAAUUGUACCCACUGGGUUAGCCGAGUGCUAAAUGCAUCUUUUAUUCAAUUUGGACAAAA
This is a messenger RNA of Hevea brasiliensis (rubber tree), 1218 nucleotides long. RefSeq names its product clavaminate synthase-like protein At3g21360. Lineage: Eukaryota; Viridiplantae; Streptophyta; Magnoliopsida; Malpighiales; Euphorbiaceae. Gene Ontology annotation, molecular function: oxidoreductase activity. Bases 91 to 1056 code for a protein of 321 amino acids. The record is from RefSeq and is a predicted model, not a curated record. The transcript is spliced from 3 exons.